Molecule: messenger RNA, 860 nt
Organism: Nannochloropsis gaditana CCMP526
Product: rrna-processing utp23-like protein
Exons: 1
Cellular component (GO): small-subunit processome; nucleolus
Molecular function (GO): small ribosomal subunit rRNA binding
Source: RefSeq, a predicted model, not a curated record
AGAUCCUUGUAGAUGGAAAUUUUAUCCACAUGGCCCUAAAGGUUAAAAUUGACAUCAGAGAUCGUCUGAAGAAGAUGCUUCUGGUGGAAAACCUUGCAUGCUACGCCCCUCAAGCUGUGCUGGAUGAGUUGGCCGCCAUGGGUCCUGACUUCAGGGCAGCACAUGAGUGGGUGCAAAGCUGCUGCGAUUUGGUACCAAACCCAACCAUAAAGACCAAUCACGAUGACAGUGGAAAAAACUAUGUUAGCGCAGGAGCCGCCAUUUGCACCAUGGUGGGAGAGAAGAACAUUGACAAGUAUAUGGUGGCCACCCAGGACCAGGAGCUGAAGGCACGGCUUCGGCAUGUGCCAUCCGUCGCCCUUCUUUUCGUUUCUCGGGCAGUAUUUUUAAUGGAAGCACCUUCAAUAAGCUCUCGUCUUUUCUCCGCGAAACAAGAGGGAGAAAAAUUCCGACUAUUGACUGAGGAGGAACGAUGUUUGCUAGCCAGCCUCCGACACAAGGAGAAGCCGGUGUUGUCACAAGGUAGUUCCCAAGCAAGCGAGCAGCAACAGAAGGCUCUCACAAAGAGUAGAGUACGGUUGAAAAAGAGAGCAAAAGGUCCCAAUCCGCUUUCAGUGAAAAAAUCUGACAAGGCAAAAGUUCAAAAGGAAAGGCGGGUGCCACAGGACAAACCUGGCAGCAAGAAAUAUACGGGAGGCCAGAAGGGCAAUGAAGUAGGAGGAGGCCACGUUAGUUGUGCGAAAAAACGGACGCGUCAGAGGAGAAAAGGAAAGCCUGUCCUAGAGAAGGAGUGAAUGUGCUUGAAUCAGAAUUCUUGAUGACUACGAAGUACAAAUGUAACACGAAAUCGCGCGCCUUGG